This is a messenger RNA of Bacillus rossius redtenbacheri, 4249 nucleotides long. RefSeq names its product ubiquitin-like modifier-activating enzyme 1 (gene Uba1). Lineage: Eukaryota; Metazoa; Arthropoda; Insecta; Phasmatodea; Bacillidae. The transcript has a single exon. Gene Ontology annotation, molecular function: ubiquitin activating enzyme activity. The coding region runs from base 265 to 3411 and encodes 1048 amino acids. The record is from RefSeq and is a predicted model, not a curated record. Gene Ontology annotation, biological process: DNA damage response; ubiquitin-dependent protein catabolic process; protein ubiquitination. Gene Ontology annotation, cellular component: cytoplasm; nucleus.
UAUAUUGUUGUUAUGUAAUAUAUUUCAAAAUAAAUGGAAUAAGAUAAUGUUUUGUAAAGAGCUUUUGUGGAAAACGGUAGAUCAUGAUUGAUUUUGCUGAGGAAAAAAAUUUUUGAUGACCAUUAUCAUUUUUCAACUGUUUUUCAGUAGAAUUCUAAUGGUUGGCGUUGUGUCAGUAUUGUGCGUACCAGAGACGUAAAUCAUUUUGUGCUAAGUUCUUUGUGUUUAGGACAAAAUUGGUUGAACAAACGGUUUUUGUGUCCGAUGUCUAGUGCUGAAGUGGUUGAAAAUUCCAUUGACCCUCCAGCUAAAAAGCGGAAACUAGCUGCUGGAUUUACAAAGAUUCAGGAGGCAGUUGCAGACAUGGCGCAGAAUGGAACUCCAAGCACCAGUCAAGACAUCGACGAUGGGCUGUAUUCCAGACAGCUUUAUGUGAUUGGCGUUGAUGCUAUGCGUCGAAUGGCCUGUUCUGACGUACUAAUUUCUGGCCUCGGUGGUUUGGGAGUUGAAAUCGCCAAAAAUAUUAUUUUGGGUGGAGUUAAGUCUGUGACUCUACAUGAUGAAAAGCAGUGUAGUAUUUUGGACUUGUCAUCUCAGUUUUACCUGUCUGAAAGGGACAUUGGGAAAAAUCGUGCAGAAGCUUGUUUGGAACAACUCUCGGAGUUGAAUAUGUAUGUACCAACCAAAAUUCAUACUGGUCCUUUGACAGAGGACAUUAUUAAAGAAUUUAAAGUUGUAGUUCUUACUAGUUGUUCUCUUGAAGAACAGUUCAGAGUUAGCGAACUUACUCGUGCCAAUAAUGUGGCUCUUAUUAUUGCAGAUAGCAGAGGUCUUUUCUCUCAGAUAUUUUGUGACUUUGGUGAAAGUUUCUCUGUUCUUGAUGUCAAUGGGGAAAAUCCAGUUUCGGCAAUGAUUGCUAACAUUUCGCGAGAUAAAGAUGGUGUUGUUACGUGUCUGGAUGACACACGGCAUGGACUUGAAGAUGGAGACUAUGUUACAUUUUCUGAAGUGCAGGGAAUGACUGAACUAAAUGGUUGUGAACCAAAAAAAAUUUCUAUUUUGGGACCGUAUACAUUCAGUAUUGGAGACACAAGUGGAUACAGCGAAUAUGUUCGAGGUGGUAUGGUCACACAAGUAAAGAUGCCAAAAAUUUUGAGUUUCAAAUGUUUGAAAGAAUCUCUGAAAGAGCCAGAAUUUUUGAUUACAGACUUUGCCAAAUUUGAUCGACCACCUCAGAUCCAUUUGGCGUUUAUUGCACUUCAUAAAUAUGUGGAGCAGUAUGGAGACCUUCCAAAGCCGUGGAACAGUGAAGAUGCUGAAAAAUUUGUGGCCCUUGCAAAAGUCUCCACUGUUGAUGGUGGUACUGACUCUGAAGUAAACGCAGACAUUCUGGAAAUCUUUGCCAUGAUUUCACGUGGAGAUCUAUCACCUAUGAAUUCUUUUACAGGUGGGGUUGUGGCACAGGAAGUGAUGAAGGCAUGUUGUGGCAAAUUCAGCCCUAUUUUUCAGUGGAUGUACUUUGAUGCAUUGGAAUGUCUUCCCCCUGACUUUAAGAAAGUGGCUGAAAAGGAUUGUCAGAUGCAAGGGACAAGAUACGAUUCCCAGGUAGCAGUUUUUGGAACUGAAUUUCAAAAGCGUCUUGGGAAAUUAAAGUAUUUUAUUGUUGGAGCUGGAGCAAUUGGCUGCGAGCUGUUAAAAAACUUUGCUAUGAUGGGAGUUGGUGCAGGAGAAGGUGGUAAGAUAAUAGUUACCGACAUGGAUCUUAUUGAGAAAUCAAAUUUGAACCGUCAGUUCCUUUUUCGACACAGCGACAUUCAGCGUCCCAAGUCUCAGGUUGCAGCAAAGGUGGUGCGUAGGAUGAAUCCUGAGGUGAAUGUAGAAGCCCAUGAAAACCGUGUUGGUCCAGAGACAGAGAAUGUCUAUGAUGAUAAAUUUUUUGAGGUUCUCGAUGGAGUGGCAAAUGCAUUGGACAAUGUAAAUGCUAGAAUUUACAUGGAUCGUCGCUGCGUAUACUAUCGCAAGCCUCUUCUGGAAUCUGGAACUCUGGGCACCAAAGGAAAUACUCAGGUUGUUGUACCAUUUUUAACAGAGUCGUACAGCUCAUCCCAAGAUCCGCCUGAGAAGAGUAUUCCCAUAUGCACACUCAAGAACUUUCCAAAUGCCAUUGAGCACACAUUGCAAUGGGCUCGUGAUAGUUUUGAAGGACUGUUCAAGCAAGCAGCAGAAAAUGCUAAGCAGUACAUAGCUGAUCCACUAUUUGUGGAGCGUACAUUGAAAUUGCCUGGUGUGCAACCUUUGGAGGUGUUAGAAUCUGUGAAACAAGCACUGGUUGACAAUCGUCCAUAUUCAUUUGAGGAUUGUAUCACGUGGGCCAGAUGCCAUUGGCAGGAACAAUUUAAUGACCAGAUACGUCAGUUAUUAUUCAAUUUUCCCCCAGAUCAGCUGACAUCCAGCAACCAACCAUUUUGGUCAGGGCCAAAGAGGUGCCCCAAGCCUCUUGUAUUCGACUCCAAGAACAGCCUUCACUUGGACUACGUACUGGCAGCUGCUAAUCUUAAAGCAGAAGUGUACGGCAUUCCACAGAACCGUGAUCGUGAUUACAUCGAUCAAUUUGUGCAAACUAUCGAGGUUCCGGAGUUUGUCCCGAAAUCAGGUGUCAAAAUUGCAGAGACUGAUACUCAACUUCAAGUGGCCAAUGGUACUGGAAACUUAGAUCACGACAGAUUAAAUCAACUCUUGAAAGACUUGCCACCACGUAAAGAACUUGGUAAUCUGCGUAUCACUCCGCUAGAAUUCGAAAAAGAUGACGACUCAAAUCUUCACAUAGACUUCAUAGCGGCAUCAUCGAAUCUACGUGCCACCAACUACGGCAUUCAACCAGCAGACCGCCACAAAAGCAAGCAGAUAGCAGGCAAGAUCAUCCCUGCUAUUGCCACCACCACCUCUGUGGUUGCUGGGCUUGUAUGCUUGGAACUGUACAAGUUUGCCCAGGGCUUUAACACCUUAGAGCCAUUUAAAAAUGGUUUUGUCAAUUUGGCACUUCCAUUUUUUGGCUUCUCCGAGCCAGUUGCAGCUGCCAAGCUGAAAUACUACGACAAGGAGUGGACUCUGUGGGACCGGUUUGAGGUGGAAGGAGAGUUGACGCUGCGGCAGUUUCUGGACUACUUCAAGAACGAGCACAACCUGGAGAUUACGAUGCUGUCACAGGGGGUGUGCAUGUUGUACUCGUUCUUCAUGGCCCAGGCCAAGUGCCUGGAGCGCAUGAGCCUGCCCAUGUCGGAGGUGGUGAAGAAGGUCUCCAAGAAGAAACUUGAGCCCCACGUGAAGGCACUGGUGUUCGAGCUGUGCUGCAACGAUGAUGAGGGUAAUGAUGUUGAGGUACCGUAUGUGCGCUACACUCUCCCCAACUAACACAGCACUGAUUUUCACGUUUCUGGUUUCGCUUGGUUGUUCCUUAAUGUGUGUUUAUUUUUGUACAAGUAAGAUUUUUGAAGUGAUGUAGCCUGUGUUGCUUGAAGGAUUUGCCGGGGGAUUGAUUGCAGAACACACAUUUUUAAUUUUCGGCCCAACUGAUUUUCCCUAAAUUAAUUAUAUAAUGAUGUUACAACUACCUGAAAAACUUUUGCCUAAAUUAAUUUAAAACGUUGUGUUAAAUUGUAUGCAUUUAAAUUAAAAACAUAAUUUAUUUUAUCUGAAAUAUAAUGGCUUCGGAAAUAAUUUUCUGUAGCAUAAACCCAAACUUCAUCAUAUUGAGUAAAUAUUUCAGAAAAUAAUUGGUAGUUUUUAGGUUUAUUUUUUUUCUUCAGUUUUUGUCUGCUUUACUUUGAGAAUCAUGUUAAUACAAGAGUGUAAUUUUAUAAUGUGAAAAACUUACUGUUUGCCAUUGUGCUCUGUUCGUCCUUGAUUUGAGGAAGUUAGGUUUGUAAGCUGUAUUUAGUAUUUUAGAUAAUUUUUGUGUAGCAGAAAUUGUGAUGCCAGUAACAAUGCAUAUGAGGUGAGAGAUUAUUGUGCAUAAAAGUGGACUGAGGUUUGGCAUAUUCAUAGUGUAAAUACCAUUCUAAUAUGUGUGCGUAGUUAGUGCUGGGGCCAUUGUGAUAAACGCAGGCACCUGCUAUGUUGCAACACAUUUGGCCAAGGAAGAAGCCAGCAGAUACACAUUUGAUGUACAUUAUCAAUUUUUGUAAGUUUUAAACUGACACAAUAGCUCACAUGUAUGUAACUUAAUUACUAUUAAAAUUUUCAAAAUUCA